Molecule: messenger RNA, 1431 nt
Organism: Haemonchus placei
Lineage: Eukaryota; Metazoa; Nematoda; Chromadorea; Rhabditida; Trichostrongylidae
Source: the annotation of a GenBank genome assembly
AUGAUCCCGACGAGAGGCGAUCUUGGCCUGAUCCUCAUGUGCAAGUUUGGCGCGAGCCGUAACGCUCCGAAGUUGACAAAGAUAGCUCUAGAUGUUAAUGAAUUGUCCCUAGGGAAUGAACUUCUAGCACCCCAUUUGGAUCCCGAUAGUAGUGUAGAGGAUGAUGCUGAUUUGCUUCAAUUAGCCAACUACAAACAUCAAUCAACAAUUCUCAAUUUGCUUGUUCAACUAAGAAAAAGCGUCGCUCACCCAUAUCUUUUCCGAGGUAUUGAACCAGAACCGUUUAGGGAAGGCGAGCAUUUAGUUGCAGCCAGUGGAAAACUGCAGGUCUUGGAUAUUCUACUGCGUUAUCUAAAGAAACACAAACAUCGUUGUUUGAUUUUCAGUCAAUUUGUUAUUUUCUUGGAUAUUGUGGAUGAUUUUAUGAAUUUGAGAGGCUAUAAAUUUGAGCGCAUUGAUGGCCAAAUCCAAGCUGAUGAUCGCUACGCAGCGAUCAAUAAAUUUCAAAAUGGGGGGAAAAAUAGAACCAAGAAUAAUGGGCACAGUAAUGAUGACGAUGAUCCAUGGUGUUUUCUUAUGUCUACGAAAACUGGUGGAGUUGGUUUAAAUCUCACAAGAGCAGACACAGUGAUAUUUUUGGAUGCAGACUGGAAUCCACAAAAUGACAUACAAGCAAUGGCUCGUUGUCAUCGGAUAGGGCAGGACAAGCCAGUACGUGUAAUACAGCUGAUUGGUCGGUACACGGUUGAGCAACAUAUGAAUGCCCGUAUUCGAAAUAAACUCAAGUUCACUGAUAAAGUUAUGGGUAACGAAGAAAAGAAGCUAUCUGCUUAUCAUGUGAUGGCGACAGUCAAGCGGAAUUUGGGUGCGCUAAAGGAGCAGGACAGCGAGAAUAUAGAAAUGACAGAUCAGGAUCUGGAGAGCAUCAUCGGAGAAACCAAUGCCAACGGUGAAUGGCUCCCAUUGAAAGGAGAGAAAGAGAACGAGAUUCCGAUAGCAGCACGAAUAAAUCCAGACGAGGUGGACACACGGGACACUGACUUCAAUGACUAUCGAGUGUUCGAAGGUCGUGAUUACCGUAUUUCCGCCAAGGAUGAGGCUGAAUCUGAGAAACUACAGCUAUCUGAUUACGAAGAGGAAGACGAUAUGGAAACUCCAGAAGAAAUAAAAGAAACAAAAAAGGAUCGUGCUUCAUCUACUAGUCCUGUGAAAGUGGAGAACAAUGAAAACGGUUCAGUGGAUGAGGUAGAAUCUGACAAAAAGUUCACACCGAAGUUGGGAUCGAAACGGGAAGAUGAAAAUUCGAAGAAUCCGAAGGUGGAAAAAUCGAACCGGAAAAGAGAACUCGUCAUUGAUGAAAACGAAGGCACUCAAAAGGCAGCUGCCAAGAGGAAGAGAAGCAAUGGAGCGGUUCUGUUGCGAUGCAACUGA